Molecule: messenger RNA, 385 nt
Organism: Anastrepha ludens (Mexican fruit fly)
Lineage: Eukaryota; Metazoa; Arthropoda; Insecta; Diptera; Tephritidae
Product: small integral membrane protein 4-like
Exons: 3
Coding region: 134-385 (83 amino acids)
Source: RefSeq, a predicted model, not a curated record
GCAAACCUGCAAUGUGUGCGAUCAGCUGUUUUUGUUUAGUCGGUGAGUUAAUUUUGUGAUUUGUAACAAAUUUAAAUUUACCUCGCGUAAAGAUACGAAUGUUUCCAUACAUUUGGGAAAUGUUAAAUUAAAUAUGCCAAUUUACAGUAGCAGCAUUAGACGUAUUCUGGAUAAGUGGCCCGGCAAGCAACGAUUUGGGGUUUACAGGUUUUUGCCUCUGUUUUUCAUUCUCGGUGCCGCUCUUGAAUUUUCAAUGAUUAACUGGACCGUAGGAGAAACCAAUUUUUAUCAUACAUUUAAAAAACGACAGGCGAAAAACUUUGUGGAGGAUAAAUUACAAACAACACAAAAUCAGGUGCAGCCACAAGCUAAAGAAACGGCGUAA